CUGCGAAAUUAAUCAUUUCGUGAAUUGUAUUGUUUCCUGUCAUUUCGCGAAAAAGUAUAGGAGCGUGUUUUUUAACCGGAUGUAGUUUAAUUUUCACUAGGCAACAAGAUAAAUACAUAACACUGUGAAUGAAGAAGGGGAAACAAAAAUAAUUAGGCUUGGUAACAUCAUCAAUUAAACAUGGCAGCUCUAGCACCACCUAAGCAACCAGGGACAUACACAUUUGCCAGUCAGCCUCGGGCUGUCCCUCAAAGAAAAAAGUACAGAGACCCUUUAGGACAACAAGAUCCUGAAGCCCACAAUGCUCCACAAUAUGGAAACAUUAUGUAUGAUAGACGUAUAGUCAGAGGUAAUACAUAUGCUCAACAUACACUGCCAGCUCAUGCUCAGCCAGAUCCCAUUGAAAUACAAAGACAGCAAGAGAAUAGACGACGUGCCAUCGCUAGAAAACGUGCGAAGGAACAGCUUCGACCACGAUCUCCCGAGCCUGUAGAAGGGCGUAAACAUAUAGAUGUACAAACAGAAUUAUACCUGGAAGAGUUGAGUGACCGUGUAGAAGAAGCGGAUGUAGAAAUUCAAACUGAUGCAUUCCUUGACCGACCUCCAUCACCCAUGUUUGUUCCUGCUAAGACAGGCAAAGAUAUUGCAACUCAAAUACUGGAUGGAGAUCUUUUCGAUUUCGAUAUAGAAGUGAAACCAAUUCUCGAGGUUCUUGUUGGUAAAACUGUUGAGCAGUCUUUACUUGAGGUAAUGGAGGAGGAAGAACUUGCAAAUCUACGAUCUCAGCAACGAGCCUUUGAGGAAUUGCGCAAUGCUGAGUUUGUGGAACAACAGAGAUUAGAGGAACAAGAACGUAGACAUAGAGAAGAAAAGGUAAAUUAAAAAGGAAACCAAAUCA
Ruditapes philippinarum (Manila clam) is the source of this 898-nucleotide messenger RNA. Its product is annotated as radial spoke head protein 3 homolog B-like. Gene Ontology annotation, cellular component: cilium. The coding region runs from base 181 to 882 and encodes 233 amino acids. The record is from RefSeq and is a predicted model, not a curated record. NCBI's taxonomy places the organism in Eukaryota, Metazoa, Mollusca, Bivalvia, Venerida, Veneridae. The transcript has 5 exons.